AUGUCGACAUUAUUAAAAGCCCUCAAGCAGGAUCCCGUUGAGAUACUCUCGCAGGAUUCAUCAUCUGCCCUGCAACUAGUGAAAUCUUACCUCGAUGAAGUAAUCACGCAUGCAAAGAAGGAUGAUAUUAGUACAGAUAUAGAUGAAAUAACUGUUGAUGGGUUAGACGCAAAUCAAGUAUGGUGGCAAGCAAAAAUGGUCCUUGAUAGAGUUCAAGGUGAUUUAAUGGAGAGGAUACAAGAGCUUAAAAUUAUGACUGAUUCAGUUGAUGAAGCAGUUCCAUCUCCUGAAGGGGAAGAUGGCUCCGAAUAUGAAUCUGAAGAGGAAGUAUCUGAAGGUGGAGAGAUGUUGCCUCCAAAUUUUGAAGAGACAGUCAGCGAUAAUGAAGCCGAGGAGCUUGAAGAGAGUGACGCCCAAUAUGACAGUGCAGAGGAGGAGUUAGUAGAAAACGGAUCUAGUGAGGUUGAGAAAGAGGAGCCUGAAAUUAUCGGUGAUGCAAAUGAAGAGGAGAAUUCACAUGAAGUUCUAAGCGGUGUUAAUGACGACUUUUUCAACCUUGAGGAAUUCAACAAGCAGACUCUAGAACCCGAGGGAGGAAGGGCUGAGCAAGAAGAUGACGAAGAGAUUGACUACUUUGAAAAUGUUCCUUCAGAUGAUGAGGAAGAGGCUAUUUAUUACGAGGACUUUUUUGAUAAACCGAACACUAAAAAGAGAACGACCGGAGGCGAUAAAAAUUCUCUAAACACUAAAAAGAUUGACGACCUUGAUGAAGCAGACUACGAGGCGGCUGUUGAUUCUGCAAAGCUCGAUUUGUUUGCUGAAGAAGGCGAUGAUUCCGAAAUAGAUGAGGAUGAUAAAGAUGUGGAAGGUAAGCUCUCGACAUAUGAGAGACAACAAAUCGACAUCCAAAAUCAAAUUGAGCAGCUUGAAAAGGAUGCAGUGGCUGAAAAGAAGUGGGCUUUGAAGGGUGAAGUUGGAGCUCAAGAUCGUCCGGCGGACUCUCUAUUGACGGAGGAGGUUGAUUUUGACAGGACGGCCAAACCAGUCCCCGUAAUAACAUCAGAAGUUACUGAAUCUUUAGAGCAGCUCAUCAGGAGAAGGAUCCAAGAAUACAACUUUGAUGACCUCCAGAGAAGAGUUGUGAGCGACUUAAAUCUCAAAAAGAUGAAGCCCCAGUUUGAAUUGAGUGACCAAAAAUCAUCCAAAUCACUUGCAGACAUCUAUGAAGAUGAUUACAAGAACGUACCGCAAGAUGUCGCUGUGAGUGAAGAGCUCAAGAAAUCACACGAUGAGAUCUCGGAAAUGUUCUCCAAUCUCUGUUAUAAAUUGGAUGCGCUUUCAUCUGCUCACUUCAUACCAAAGCCUGCCCAGAAGUCUCUCGAGAUCAGAGUGGAUUCAGCGGCAAUUUCAAUGGAAGAUGCACAACCAUUGAGCAUGUCUUCCGCAUCAGCAUUGGCACCACAAGAGAUUUACAAGGUCGGAAAGUCUAACAAUACCAACGAAAUUAGAUUGAAGAACGGUGUAACGAUGUCUAGGGAUGAAUUGACACGAGAAGAUAAAAACAGACUACGCAGAGCAGCAAAGAGGAAGAGAUCCAAGAAUGCCCAGCCAGCAGCCACUAAGAAAAGCAAGAAAGAAAACGUUAUCGACACUUUGGCCAAGAAUAAAAACAUUACUGUGAUCAAUCAAAAGGGUGAGAUGCAUGAUGUCAGAGGCCGGACCAAAAGCACAAAAGGUAUGGACAACAGCAGUACUAGAGUAAAACUAUAA
Messenger RNA from Torulaspora delbrueckii, 1770 nucleotides. It is a transcript of the gene MPP10, whose product is annotated as rRNA-processing protein MPP10. The transcript has a single exon. The coding region runs from base 1 to 1770 and encodes 589 amino acids. The record is from RefSeq and is a predicted model, not a curated record. Lineage: Eukaryota; Fungi; Ascomycota; Saccharomycetes; Saccharomycetales; Saccharomycetaceae. Gene Ontology annotation, biological process: rRNA processing. Gene Ontology annotation, cellular component: nucleus; Mpp10 complex; small-subunit processome.